AUGUCAAUAGGAAUCGGCCCCGGAGAUGUUUUACUAUUUCUUAGAAGCGUUUCCAGGGCCACUACCCUCCUUCGAGGGGAGGCUGUGGAUGAGUAUCGGACCUUUAGGAGAGCAUGUCGCGACCUUGAGAUGGUUAGUCGCCAGCUAAUGGACCAUCAUUCCCGAGACACAGAACACGAGAGUCCGUUUCGUCGACAAGCAAGAGAAAUCAAACGACUACUGAUACAAUUUCGUUACAAAAUCGAAAAACUUGACCCCUCCCUUGGCCGAUAUCGCACAGGGACAUGUAAAAGGGUCUUCAACAAACUGAGCUGGCCAUCUCAUGCCAGAGAGCUUGGCCGGCUUCAGCAGGAUCUAUUUUAUCAGUGGACGAUCAUCGACUGGAAGCAGAAAUAUUGUCAAAACUCAUUCGGCACUGUUAGCUCUGUGAGGAACCUAUACACAAAGAAUUGUUUCGACCUCGAGGAUCAUUUUGGCCAUGUUCAUAGGCUUGACUUAUUAUCCACCGACUCAUGGGAGGCACUUCAUGACUGUCUCACACGAAUGUUUCCACGUGGCGAUCUGGGAUACGAGAUCAUCCAGAGUCACCGUUAUCUCCUACACAAAGCUGAGGAUUUCGCCGAUGUUCUAUGCAACAGCCCUGCAAAUAUACCAAUCAUAGAUGCUAUCAAGCCGAAGCAGCGCGUAAUGAUAAGGUGUGUCCAAAAUGUCGUCACAGAAGAGUUGCAAACUUUCAAGGUCCAGCCCUGGAAUGGCCCAGCGCGAGACGAUUCGGUUGACGUUCGGAUAUUGAUCCGUGACAAGAUGGCGCAAAUCGGCCCCAUUCCGCCAGAGCGAUCAAGAGCAACAAGACCUGAGAUUUGGCACUUUAGUAGAGUGACACUCUGCAACUCACAAUGGCCUCAAUUCUCCGACAGCACGUCAAGAGAGACCCCCUCGAGGCUGCUGGUAGAAACUAGACAAGGUCUUGAACGCACGACCCAGUUUCUUAAGUCCCAAGAUCUUCCAUUUGCAUGGGCCGCAGCAUUGAUAAAUAGUCGAUUCUGGUUCGCUCGGCAGGAACAAGCUUUGUUAAGAUUUGUUACUUCAUCCCUUCAGGCAUUGGAUCAUACCAUGCCUCGCGUAGUCACGCCUCGGAACGACGCACAGCUUCUGGAUAACUUGGUCUAUCAACUACAAGCUGGCAUAUUUGACUUUCUUCCUGAAAGGCUAGAAGCUAGAUGUUUUCUCUGGAUGUUCUGGGAGGUAUUGCAACUUGAAUCGAAGAUUCUGUCUUCUUGCGCAAGAUUGCUUAACACCUGGUCCUGUCCAGAAAACUACGCAAGGCAAGAGACGCCCCUUAUCAUCAAGGCUUUGACGCUACCGCACAUAGCUCUUCUAGUCCCUUGGAGACUUACCUUUGAUCUGGCUGAAGACAUUGUGGAGUAUUUUCUCAAAAAGCCACCAAAAUUCCUCCCUGCCGCCGUUCGACAUUUGGUCAUGAACUCGAGAAGCAUCUCGCUUCAUUAUUACAUCCACGGUGAAUUAUCAUCCUACUUUGAUGGCGGUACCAAUAGGCAAAAUGUGGAGGAGCCGAUAGACCGGCUGUACUUGGCAUGGAUGGAACUGGCAAUGCGGUCAGAAGGAGAAAUCAUUGAUUCCGAGCUUACCAGGACACAAAUUGGAUCUCUGGUAGAGGGAGGAUAUAUAUGA
Molecule: messenger RNA, 1692 nt
Organism: Fusarium graminearum PH-1
Lineage: Eukaryota; Fungi; Ascomycota; Sordariomycetes; Hypocreales; Nectriaceae
Exons: 5
Coding region: 1-1692 (563 amino acids)
Source: RefSeq, a predicted model, not a curated record